This is a messenger RNA of Rhinopithecus roxellana (golden snub-nosed monkey), 3785 nucleotides long. RefSeq names its product polypeptide N-acetylgalactosaminyltransferase 3 (gene GALNT3). Lineage: Eukaryota; Metazoa; Chordata; Mammalia; Primates; Cercopithecidae. The transcript has 11 exons. The record is from RefSeq and is a predicted model, not a curated record. Gene Ontology annotation, cellular component: Golgi apparatus. The coding region runs from base 903 to 2804 and encodes 633 amino acids.
UGGACGUGAGGCGCCCCUACCAGAGCGCCCGCGUACAGAAACGGAAACCACUAGCUGCGCUGAAGUGAGUCAAGUGAUGAAAUCAAGACUACACGGGAAGGAAGCUCACGAAACCUAACUGGUGACAGAAGCUGCUGAACCCUGCCCGAGGAAACCACAUGAGCCAGCAGUUGCUGCCCUCCCGAAGUGGUCCUCGGAGGCAGCGCACCCCUUCAUUUUGGCUAACCGAGGAGGAAGGGAGGAAGCGUGUGGGGGAAAUCUAGAACUUCUGGUUCCCCAAGGACCCAGCAGACUGCUCUGGCUACAAGGUGAUCACUGCCACCAGGUCAGUGCAGGAUUCCUCCAAUGUAGACGGACCGGGAGCCACAACUUGCGCGGAGCAGCAGCCUCGCCGAUCGCGCAGAGAGAAGCCGCGCAACAGCCAGGCUUGGCCCGGACGGCGCCCCCACCCCGCGCGCGCGGUCAACGGUUCUCACCUGGAGCGCUCAGGUAGUGCUGAAGCGGGGCGGGAGGCUGGCGCGCAGGCGCGGGAGCGGGGCCUCGCCCCUGCCGACGUCGCAGACUGGAGCUCACCUGGGAGACUCCAAGAGGAAGCCGAGCCUCGGUUCUGCCUCUCCAGGCAACGCGGGAGGCCCAGCGGGAAGGCAGGAGGCGGCGGCGGAGGAGGAGCCCUACUUAGCCGCAACUGUAGCGACAGCAACCGGAGUCGCAGCGGCAGCCACCUGCACCUGGAGUCCAGCCCACGUCCAGCGCCCGCCCGGCAGCCGCUUCCCGCCGUCCUGCCCUGUCCGCCCGCCAGGUACUACCAUUUAAAGAUACCUUCUCAGCAAAUCUAUGAUAAAAAAUAUAAGUAACAGAAGAAAUAACUGUUAUCUGUCAAGCAACAAGCUUUUAAUGUCAGAAUGGCUCACCUAAAGCGACUAGUAAAAUUACACAUUAAAAGACAUUACCAUAAAAAGUUCUGGAAGCUUGGUGCAGUAGUUUUUUUCUUUAUUAUAGUUUUGGUUUUAAUGCAAAGAGAAGUAAGUGUUCAAUAUUCCAAAGAGGAAUCAAGGAUGGAAAGAAACAUAAAAAACAAAAACAAGAUGUUAGAUUUAAUGCUAGAAGCUGUAAACAAUAUUAAGGAUGCAAUGCCAAAAAUGCAAAUAGGAGCACCUGUCAGGCAAAACAUUGAUGUUGGUGAGAGACCUUGUUUGCAAGGAUAUUAUACAGCAGCAGAAUUGAAGCCUGUUCUUGACCGUCCACCUCAGGAUUCAAAUGCACCUGGUGCUUCUGGUAAAGCAUUCAAGACAACCAAUUUAAGUGUUGAAGAGCAAAAGGAAAAGGAACGUGGGGAAGCUAAACACUGUUUUAAUGCUUUCGCAAGUGACAGGAUUUCUUUGCACCGAGAUCUUGGACCAGACACUCGACCUCCUGAAUGUAUUGAACAAAAAUUUAAGCGCUGCCCUCCCCUGCCCACCACCAGCGUCAUAAUAGUUUUUCAUAAUGAAGCGUGGUCCACGUUGCUUAGAACUGUCCACAGUGUGCUCUAUUCUUCACCUGCAAUACUGCUGAAGGAAAUCAUUUUGGUGGAUGAUGCUAGUGUAGAUGAGUACUUACAUGAUAAACUAGAUGAAUAUGUAAAACAAUUUUCUAUAGUAAAAAUAGUCAGACAAAGAGAAAGAAAAGGUCUGAUCACUGCUCGGUUGCUAGGAGCAACAGUCGCAACAGCUGAAACGCUCACAUUUUUAGAUGCUCACUGUGAGUGUUUCUAUGGUUGGUUAGAACCUCUGUUGGCCAGAAUAGCUGAGAACUACACAGCUGUCGUGAGUCCAGAUAUUGCAUCCAUAGAUCUGAACACGUUUGAAUUCAGCAAACCUUCUCCUUAUGGAAGUAACCAUAACCGUGGAAAUUUUGACUGGAGUCUUUCGUUUGGCUGGGAGUCACUUCCUGAUCAUGAGAAGCAAAGAAGGAAAGAUGAAACCUACCCAAUUAAAACACCCACUUUUGCAGGAGGACUUUUUUCCAUAUCAAAAGAAUAUUUUGAGUAUCUUGGAAGUUACGAUGAAGAAAUGGAAAUCUGGGGAGGUGAAAAUAUAGAAAUGUCUUUCAGAGUAUGGCAAUGUGGUGGGCAGUUGGAGAUUAUGCCUUGCUCUGUUGUUGGACAUGUUUUUCGCAGCAAAAGCCCUCAUAGCUUUCCAAAAGGCACUCAGGUGAUUGCUAGAAACCAAGUUCGCCUUGCAGAAGUCUGGAUGGAUGAAUACAAGGAAAUAUUUUAUAGGAGAAAUACAGAUGCAGCAAAAAUUGUUAAACAAAAAGCAUUUGGUGAUCUUUCAAAAAGAUUUGAAAUAAAACACCGCCUUCAGUGUAAAAAUUUUACAUGGUAUCUGAACAAUAUUUAUCCAGAGGUGUAUGUGCCAGACCUUAAUCCUGUUAUAUCUGGAUAUAUUAAAAGCGUUGGUCAGCCUCUAUGUCUGGAUGUUGGAGAAAACAAUCAAGGAGGCAAACCAUUAAUUAUGUAUACAUGUCAUGGACUUGGGGGAAACCAGUACUUUGAAUACUCUGCUCAACAUGAAAUCCGGCACAACAUCCAGAAGGAAUUAUGUCUUCAUGCUGCCCAAGGUCUCGUUCAGCUGAAGGCAUGUACCUACAAAGGUCACAAGACAGUUGUCACUGGAGAGCAGAUAUGGGAGAUCCAGAAGGAUCAACUUCUAUACAAUCCAUUCUUAAAAAUGUGCCUUUCAGCAAAUGGAGAGCAUCCAAGUUUAGUGUCAUGCAACCCAUCAGAUCCACUCCAAAAAUGGAUAUUUAGCCAAAAUGAUUAAGUGUUCCUUAAAAUUAAGUUGAAAAAGGAGACAUUCUUUCUCAUAAAACUGUGACUAGGCAUACACUGUAGGUUUUGAAAAUUAUGCAAAAGCAGCUAAAUGUAACUUAUUCCAAGUGCAUUUUUCUUAUUUAUAUCUUAAAAUAUCUAUGUAGCACUACUACAGAAAUUCUGCAAGUUUCUGUUUCAAAGCACAGUAACUAGUAAUACCAAAGACUAUUUCAAAAUGUCCAGAUGUAGGGGAAGAGAUGUUUACAGUAUGAUGAAAAUAAUUUUCGAAGUAAAGUGAUGUUUGUGUGUUUUGUACACUUAGGGAUAUAUAUAGCUACAUUCACACACUCACAAUUUAAAAUAUUUCCCCUAGUUUUUUGGGGGAUAGGAAGAAAGAUUUGUUACUGUAUUUUUUUAACUAUAUAGAAAUAGAUCAAUGAAGGUCAGCAUUGGCCUCUGUGUACAAACCAAGAGCUUUUACAGAUCCAGAAUUUAUUAUUUUAAAAUGCAGGUGAAUUUUUUUUGCCUUUGGUUUACUUGUCUGUUAAAUGUUUCUUUAAACAUGAAACUGAAUAAGGAGAGGAGUAUUUUUAACACUUAAAUUUCUUGGCAAUUUUAAAAACAUUUUUUAGUCUGCAACCCACUCCACUUGAAGCACUUAAGUCUUCCUUAAAUGACUUUUCUUAAGUAACGAUACUGUGUGUUUUCCCAAAGCACUUUUAAAAACACUUUUGUAAAUUACUAUCUGUUGAAAAGGUGCCCUUUUCCUUUCUGCUAGCGUUUUUUUUUCUUACCAAAAUUCACUAAUCUUGAAUGUUUGUGAUAUUAAAUUUCAAAUGCAGAAUACUUGACUCAUUUAAAGCUAAAUUUUGUUACUGAUUUAAUUAUAAUUGUAAUGGAUUUUUGACUUUGUAAUGGAUUCUUUUCAUCAAAAAGCCUUAUUUUUUAUCUAUAUGGAAAACACAAUAAAAAAUCCUCAACACUAUUGUAA